Messenger RNA from Megalobrama amblycephala (Wuchang bream), 659 nucleotides. RefSeq names its product chemokine (C-C motif) ligand 27a (gene ccl27a). NCBI's taxonomy places the organism in Eukaryota, Metazoa, Chordata, Actinopteri, Cypriniformes, Xenocyprididae. Gene Ontology annotation, biological process: immune response. The coding region runs from base 123 to 407 and encodes 94 amino acids. Gene Ontology annotation, cellular component: extracellular region. Gene Ontology annotation, molecular function: chemokine activity. The transcript is spliced from 3 exons. The record is from RefSeq and is a predicted model, not a curated record.
UCUUUGGCGUGAUUGAUGAUGGGUUCAGACAAGCCAGGUGAUAAGGGCGGAACAGGACUUGCGUGCGUGGGUUUAAAAGAUCGUUUCUGCAUUCAUUCACAUUUAUUGUUGUUAUUUCAACCAUGGAGCUGAAAGCAACAUCUCUCCUGCUGCUCAUGUGUGUCGGCAUCAUCAUCCUCACCAGCAAUGAAGCUGGUGCCAUUCCCAGGUGCUGUUUGACUGCUACCAAGAGGAUCCCACGGGAGGUCCUGCGAGCCGUCACCACAUACGAGACCCAGAGCAAGUCUGGACGCUGUGAGAUUGAUGCACUGAUAUUACACAUCAGAAACAGCAAGAAAUUUCUCUGUGCUCAUCCCAAACUGGGGAAAGUCUUGAAGAAGCUCAAGAAGAAACCCAAGCUGGCGUAAAUAAUCGAGGAAUGAUGGGUGGAGCUUCAUCCCCCAACCACACCCUAACCACACUUAUAACCCCAUCUCUCCACGCAUUAAACAGUUAAGCUCCACCUUUGAGCUCCAGAGAGGUGGAGCUGGAGGUCAUUCGGCUCUGCAGAACCACUUGUUUUUAGCUGACAGAUCCAGAUAUUAUGAACUACAAUAUACUGUAUAUAUUACUUGUAUGCUCUUCUUUUUAAUUAAAUAAAAUCAUUUUUUUUAAAGUUU